Messenger RNA from Dermatophagoides pteronyssinus (European house dust mite), 917 nucleotides. RefSeq lists its product as uncharacterized. NCBI's taxonomy places the organism in Eukaryota, Metazoa, Arthropoda, Arachnida, Sarcoptiformes, Pyroglyphidae. The record is from RefSeq and is a predicted model, not a curated record.
AGAGAAUACAGCGUGAGAAAUUGAUGCUGAUUUGACUUUGUUCGGUCAUCGUUCAAAUCCUUCAAUUUGUUUUCCCCGUUAUUGUAAGAAGCUGAAUUUUUUUUUUCCAUUCAAAAUUCAACAUGUUGAAGUUGAUUCUGUUUUCGAUUGCUUUAGUGGCCAUGAUUCAUGGUAUAUUUGCUGUUCUUCCACAAGAACAAGAAGCACGAAUUCAUUGUAGAUCAUUAUAUCAAACCGAUCCUGAUGAACAAGGAACAUUUUUUACAAAUUUUCGUUGCAAAGUUCAAUGUAAUUUUACUAAUCAAAUUCGUCAAUGUAAACCUCGACAAGUUCCACCACACCAUCAAGGACCACCAACAUCACCGAAUGUUUUUCCAACUUCUAAUCGUCAAAAUGGCCAAUUGACAAUUCUUUCUACGAAAGCUGAUUUGUCCAUACCAGAAAAGGAUACAUAUUUGAUGAUCUGUGUGCUAAACAAUGUUGCUGAACCUAUUCAUCAUUUACCAUUAGAAGAUAAUUAUUGGAUCAAUCGAUGUUAUAGUUGUUCAAGUGAUAUAGUGCAAGAAACACGUACACCAACUUAUAUCACUCCAUGCCCAAUGUCUGAACGUUAUACAAUCAAUCAAAAUUCAAGAAUAAUUUUUGAAAUAUGGACAUAUGAUUCAACACCGACAUCACGUUCACCUAGUGGAAAACCGGGAAAAUUUAUUGGCGGAACUCAUCUUCGUCUCAAAGAAUUGAUCGAUCGUCGUAAUCUUGGACAUCCAUAUUCAAUGCGUCUGAUUGAUGGUUCAGCCACAGGUACAUUGACCACUGAAAUCGAAUGGUCUUGAUCAAAUUUUUUUUUUAUAGAUAGAAAUAAAUACAAUGAUCGAAAUAAGAAUAAUAAUAAAAAUAAUAAAAAUAUAGUUUUAUUU